Molecule: messenger RNA, 1027 nt
Organism: Amaranthus tricolor (Joseph's coat)
Lineage: Eukaryota; Viridiplantae; Streptophyta; Magnoliopsida; Caryophyllales; Amaranthaceae
Product: bZIP transcription factor 53-like
Exons: 1
Coding region: 347-835 (162 amino acids)
Biological process (GO): positive regulation of DNA-templated transcription
Cellular component (GO): nucleus
Molecular function (GO): DNA-binding transcription factor activity; transcription cis-regulatory region binding
Source: RefSeq, a predicted model, not a curated record
CUUCGUCCUAUUUAUACCCCUUUUUGGAUAACGUUUUUCGACUCCCAUUUUUCCUUCUUUCUCUCUUUUGUCAAAACAUUUUUCUCACUGAAACCCAGAAAAUCAAACCUUUUUCUGCAAUUCUAACCAAUUCUUUAAUUGUUUCAAUUCAAAAUCAUCUAAUGAAAUCCAACCAGAUUCUACAGAAAACCUCAAGUUUUUCUUUAUGAAACACAUUCGGCUGUUACGCCGUGUUCGUCUUGCUCAAUCAUUCUCUGUUGUUUUUCUUUACUGGUUUUACGUUUUCUCGUGAAUUUACUAAACCCUAAUUUCUAACCUUUUGUCAAUUUAUACCAAGUAUUUAAAAAUGUCGCAAUCAAAUGAUACAUACGAUGUCAAAAACGUCGUCGUCCGACCAACAAAAAGCUCAGGAACAUCUGAAGGAAGUAGCGAUUUCGUAAUGGAUGAGAAAAAACGUCGGAGAAUGGAAUCGAAUCGUGAAUCGGCAAGAAGAUCGAGGCAAAGGAAGCAACAACACCUUGACGAAUUGUUGAAACAGGUGAGUGCAUUAACGAGAGAAAACGAAGAUAUUGGGAAGAAAAUCGAUGAAGUUUCUGGAAUUCUUUCGAAAUUUGAAGCACAAAAUAAGGUGUUGAAUUCGGCUAAAGAUGGUUUAGCUGCUAAAUUGGAUUCUCUUGAAUCGUUGAUUGAGGUUGGUAAGAUUGUUGGAGGAUCAUCUAGUGGGGGUAAUUAUGAUGAUGUUAAUUCUGAUCCAAUGAUGAAGCCAUGGCAAUUACCUUGCCCCCCUUCUAUGCCUAUCUAUGCUUCAACAAGCCUUGACAGAUUCAAAUUCUGAUGAAGCUCUUGUAUUUAGGAUUAGUUUUAGGGUUUAAUUAUGUUAUAAUCUAUGCAGGGUGCUGUUUUGUGCCGUUUUAUGUUUGUUAUCUUUAAUGUAUGUAUUGAAGUAAAAUGCUAAUUGAAAGCUUUAUGAGACGUUUAUUUUUUCCUUUGGAAAAUUCAAAAUUAAUAAAUUUAUUUUCUUUCCCAA